Drosophila rhopaloa is the source of this 582-nucleotide messenger RNA. It is a transcript of the gene Trs33, whose product is annotated as trafficking protein particle complex subunit 6b. Gene Ontology annotation, cellular component: trans-Golgi network; TRAPP complex; cis-Golgi network. The transcript has 2 exons. The coding region runs from base 69 to 527 and encodes 152 amino acids. The record is from RefSeq and is a predicted model, not a curated record. Gene Ontology annotation, biological process: endoplasmic reticulum to Golgi vesicle-mediated transport; regulation of GTPase activity. Lineage: Eukaryota; Metazoa; Arthropoda; Insecta; Diptera; Drosophilidae.
AGCUGCUGUUCAAAACAAAUCCAUGCAAAUAUCUUUCAAGUUACAAAGAAAAUUUACUUGUCUUUAAAAUGUCCGAAGAAAUUCUUUUUGAUUGCCUGCAUGCAGAGAUAGUGAACUAUUGCCUAGAUAGCAAUAAGGAGCACGACCUGGCCACAUUGGAGUAUAUAGGCUUCACCACAGGCUACCGCCUGAUUGAACGCCUCACUCGCGAAGUUUCGCGCUUCAAGGACGAGCUGGAGACCAUGAAGUUUAUCUGCACAGACUUCUGGACACUCAUCUACAAAAAGCAAGUGGACAACCUAAGGACAAACAAUCACGGCAUGUACGUGGUGCAAGACAAGGCGUUCCGCUUCUUGACACGCAUCUCACCGGGCACCAAGCAACUCGAGCACGCGCCCAAGUUUGUGGCCUUCACCUGUGGGUUAGUGCGUGGAGCCCUCAGCAAUCUGGGCAUCAACAGCACCGUGACUGCCGAAGUACAAAGCAUUCCCGCUUGCAAGUUUCACAUAGAAGUGAAUAGAAACUAAUUAGGUCUUAACGCAAUGGUUUAUUACUACAAUUAUAUAGUUACUACAGACUAGA